AUGUAUAGCUGUAUAGCUAGUAUUUUAUUAAAAUGUAUAACUGCUAAGCUUAAAGAAAAAGCUGAACAUAUUAUCAAUUAUCGAAAUAUAGAUUCGUGGGGAAAUAUAAGAAAAUAUCUGUUAGAAGCAGUAGAGACAAAAUUUGCAUUGUCCAUUUUACAAUUACAAUUAAAUCACGUAAAAAUGUGUUCAGGUGAAGACGUAAAUUUUUAUUCAUUUUGAGAAGAUGGUAUAUAUUAUGAACUUUGUAAUUUUAACACGAUAGGCAAAGACAAAGAUGAAACAAAAUUAAUUAGGGAACAAUUUUUAGAACAAUUAUCAGCAGCAUACAUGAAAGGUUUGAUAGGAUUAAUAAAAUCCGUAGUUAAAGCACAAAACCCCGAAACGUUAGAACAGACCAAGCUAAAGACUAAAGCCGAAGAACUAGAACGCCAAGAAGAUAUAGAAGAACAACAUUAUUUUAAUCAACCCAGAGAAAGCCCACAAGUUUCUGCAGCCAUCAUUCACGAUGUGCAAACCAGGUGUAUUCUAAUUUCACAGAGUAUAACAAGGUAAUUAUAACUACCUUGGAGUUACAAUGGCUAGAGUAUAGAUAACCGGUAACGUGCAUACCACAAUUAAAAAUUAUCUGAUUGCCCAACGGCCUAUUUGAUACACACGGACAUAUAUAAAGAACUAUGCACGCCUAUACCAUUAGUACAAAAUUAUUUCUCCACAUAUUGUCCUCACGGGGCUUUCUUUAUGCACUCGUUCUAUCUAGUGUUCAACUGAAUUACUUAAUUUUUACUAGUAUUUCACCUAUAAAAAUACCUAUAAUGCAUCUAUGCUAAUAGACAUUAAAUCAAGAGAUUUUUGAUUGAGAUUAUAAACCUCUUGACUUAUGUGGCCAUAUUUGUAGCCUUCACAUAAAUUGUACAGAUCUUUAUUGGGGGAAUAAAGAGCAAGAUUUCUCCUAUGAAAUUCUUUAAAGAAAUCAAUUUUAUUAACAACAAUUUUAUCAUUGUUAUGUAAUGUGGCUACAUAAGCAUUAAACGAAGAUAAUUUUGUGUCAUAAAAUGAUUCUAAAUAAAAUGUAUUCAAACUUGAUCGUCAGUAAUGUAAAGGUAGUGCAGGUAAAUCAUUAAAAAAAUGAGUCAAUUCUUUAUUUAGAAUAAUUUUUCUACCAACAUUUUUAUUUUUUUUUUCUUAAUCAGGAGUAAAAAUUUAAAAUUCAGUUCCUUACUGACCAUUCUUUAAGAUUGAGUGCUUGCAGAAACGAUAUUUUGCAAACUUGUAAGGCCUAAUUAUUUAUUUAUAAAAAAUAUUUUAUAGUACCAGAACGCCGAGAAUUAUUGGUACCAGUUUUGUUUACUGUAAUAGGUUAUGAAUAGUUUGAAGAUGACACAUAAUUUCUCCUUUCACUCUGUCAUACUGUUCUAAAAAAUUGAAAAAAGUAAAUUUGUUGUCUUGAAUAAAAAAACAUUUUCUUGUAUUUAAAUUUUUUUUACAAAAAGUAGAAUCACAUCAUUUACUUAAUUGUCUUGGGGAUUUACUUUUAGAAAACGAACAUUUCCCCUUUUUAUUAGUUUCAGACCUUAUACUUUCGACCUUGCAUUCUUAAUACUUUAUUUUUGUGUUUUAAUCAUUAAUAUUCAUCAUCUUUUUCAUAUUUCAAUUUCAUUUUUGCUUUUAUCACAUUUGUUAAACCAUUAUCACCAAUUUCCAUUUCUAUAAUUUAAAUCAUUAUCAUAACUAUACAUAAAUAAUAGGAAAGAUUUGUAUGUUAUAAUGAGUCAACCCAAAAACUACUGAACGAUUUCAAAAAUUAUUUCACCAUUAAAAUGCUACCCUGAGUAACAUAGGUAAUAUUUAUUACUAGAAAAAAUAAGUAUCCUUACAAAAAUUGCAAGAAUUAGGUUUUUAGAUAUUUUUGGUAAGUGUUUAUUUGUUUUUUUUUUUUUUGUUUAUUCGUGGGUUACCUUGGUGAUAAGGAUGGUAAUUUGGUUGUCAUGGACAAGAAAAAUAUUAUUAUUAUUAUUUACACUAUAGGAUGGGCUACCUUGGUAACAUGGAUGAAGAAAAAAACACAAAACUUUGCGCUGUACUGGGCGGGUAAGUGAAAAAUGAAAAUACAUAAAACGUCUUUGAAUCAUUUUUUUUUUUUUUUUUUUGGUACACUUAUAACACUAGAGUAUAUUAUUAUGUGUGUGUCCUCAUAAUUUUAGCGUUAUUUUAGUAAAUAUAAUUUAAUUUAAUAACGUGUAAUAAUGUGCUGUGCGAGUAUCUAUGGUAAGGUUAAGAUUACCCAACCUAUUUCUUUUCGUACAGAAAAUUGGCAACAUUUGGUGUAAACACUAGGAGUAGGGCAGGUAGUAGAUUAUAAAAUCAAUACAGAGCAUCGAGAUUAGUGGGGAAUGGUAGUUACGAGUUCUAGUCCAGUAGUAGGGGUAAGAGGGUAUAAGCGUUACCAUAGCAACCAUUAGUCGUCAUGCGCACUGCGCAGACCUGUGUUUAACUUCUGUUUAGGAACGGAAUGUGUGUGCGCGUAUAAUGUGGCCCAGUUAGCAAAUUCUUAUUUAAGGAACAAGGAUACAUUUCGGCACCAAACAUUACUACUCACCGACGUUUCGAAUGAAAAAAACUCCGAAAUUCUCACUGGCUUGAUUUAGUUUUAUCUAAAACUGUUGGCGAAGUUAAUAAAUAAAAAAAACAACUCUUGCUUCGUGGAUACUGUCACCGGGAAGGUAAGCUAGAGCCAGAACGCAAUGAUCGGAUAAAUAACGCCAUAAGACUUUUGUUUUUAAUUUUAGUGAUUUUUGUUCGUACUCGUCACGUCAUCUAGUAUGACAGUAGUAUAUAUAGUAUAUACAGGAAAUUAGACAUAAUGAUUGUGCAAAUAUUCUUCUUAUUGAUCAUCAUCGUUAUGCUCGUAUAUAUGUUAUUACAAGUAUUAAGGUAUGCAAUGUAUAUGAGAAAAAUUAUUUAACACCUUGUUAACAAUUGUUACUCGGUAUUUUAUUUUUAUUUGACAUCGAAUAAAUAACCUAAAUUUUUGUUUAUGAUUUUAGAAAUUUGUUAAGAUAGGAACUCGUCACAAUUUCAAAUUGAAACUGUACAAAAUUAUUCUGCACCUAAUUAUCGGCGUAUAAUUCCUACAAUUUGAUCGUCACAGUGCUUGAAUUAUUAAUAAGGUACGUAGUGUAUAUUCAAAUUUUAAUUAUACUCCAUGACAACUAUUGCUGCUCAAUAUGUUAUUGUUAUAACUUAUUUUAUAUUUUAAUAAUGAAGACCAAAGAUUUAGAGGAAACCAUUUAACUUUAGAAUUUAAAAUAAUACAAUAAAAACACUUUACUUUUAAAAAAUGUCUUAUGUGUGUAUAUACAUAAUCUUUCAGUUAAAUAUAUUAUAAUGGAACAUAAUGUCUAUCAAAAUACAUUUUAGAUUCUGAGUGAGGCAAAGAAUGUAUUAGUUUUACUAAGAUGCUUAUUUGUUUUUUUCUAUUUUUUUUUAUACUGUGUACACAAAUUCUACCAGAAAUCUUGCUCAGAUAUAAACGCGUGCCAACAUUUCUGAAAAGGAAUGUUGUUCAGACCAGAUGGUAUUUUUGGGAGGUAAUUUUUUGAUUUUCCAAGUGGUUUUCUGUGAAAAAUCAUCAAACAAAUCAUUUGUGAAAAAUUAGAAUAAAACGUAAGAAAAACCGAAAAUUUACAAAUUUUUGUAAAAAAAUAUUGCUUUUAUUAUUUUUAAUUUUGUUAUAUGUUAUAAUUCAGUUUAAAAUAUUCGAGACUUGAAAUGUGAACAGAAAACUCAUGUUCGCUUUUUCUAGAAAUAGUAAAAUUUUCGAAACAUUUUUCCCAUUUUUAAGCUAUUUAUAAACAUUUUAAUUUUGCGAGUUUUGUAUGUAAUUUUUAUUCAGUAGGUCAUCAAAAUAUAUUAAUAUAUCUGUUAUGUCUUUAAAGUCCUUCAUCAUCAAGUUAUCGCCAUCACAAAAUAUGCAGCAUGACCACUUUAACAUCUUUUUUUUUUAAACAAUUUUUAAAAAAUAAAAAUAAAAUAUAUAAUUAAAAUAAUUAUACAAAUAAAAAAUUCAUAAGUUUAAUUUUAAAAUUACAAUUAUAAAAUAUUUAAUACAUUUUUCGAAAUACAUAAUUAUCAUAUCUUAUUGGUUUUUUAAUAAAUAUAAAUUUUUUUGAAAUAAGACUGUUAGUAGCAAAUUGUAAUUUUAGAUUCUGAGUGGAGUGAAGACAAGACGCUAAUGGUUGUACCAAGAUGUUUAUUUUUCUUUUUCUAUGGACAACUUUUUUACCAGUAGACUUGCUCCAAAUUUUAUUUGCAGCACGUUCUCUGAAAGAAAACCUGUGUGGGGAUGUACUUAAAGAAAGUAGUUUUUCAAUUAUCUCAAAGGUUUACUCAUCAAAUGCGAAAAACCAAAUAAAGGGGAAAUUAUAUGAAUUAUAGUUAAACUUAAUAUAAAUUUUUUGAGCUCUCUGUAAUACUAUGCAUAUAAUUUCAUCAUGUUCCUCUUUAGAACUAGUACACACUAACCGGUCAUCAAAAUAUAUUAAUACACCUGUUAUAUCUCUAAUGUACCACAUCAUUAAUUUUUGAAAAAUUUAAGAUGCCGUUAACAAACCAAAUGGUAGACGUUUAAAACUGUAAGCUUUAUAGGGACUACUAAAAUUACAUAAUUUUACAGAUUCUAAAUAUUAUUCAAAAUGGUAAAAACCAUCUUUUAAAUCGAAUAAACUAUUUGGACAUAACGAUUGAGCAAAUAAUCUUCAUAUUGAUAAUUUCCAUCUUGUUAAUAAAGUUGUUAUUACUCUCAAUAAGGUAAGCUAUGUAUAUUAGAAAAAAAUCAUUUAAUACCAUGUUAACUAUUGUUGCUCGGUAUUCUAUUUUUAUUUGACAUUGAAUAAAUAACCUGACUUUUUGUUUAUGAUUUUAGGGGUUUGUUCUGAUAGAAACUCACAACAAUUCCAAAAUGGAUUGGUACAAAGUGCUUCUAUACAUAGUCAAUGCCAUAUUAUUCUUCAUGUCAGUCAUCGAAAUGGUUUCAGUAUUCGUAAGGUAUGUAGUGUAUAUUUAAAUUUGAUUUAAACUCCAUAACAACUAUUGCUGCUCAGUAUGUUAUUGUUAUAACUUAUUUUAUAUUUUAAGAAGGAAGACCAGAGACUUAGAGGAAACCAUUUAACUUUAGAAUUUAAAAUAAUACAAUAAAAACACUUUACUUUUAAAAAAUGUCUCAUGUGUGUCUAACAUGAUCUUUCAAUGAAAUGUAUUAACUCUACUAUUAAAGAAAAUAACUAUAUGUUAUUUUUUUAGAAAACUUUCAAAAAUACGAAAACACAAACAAGAAACGUGUGACUUCUGCACUUGCUGGUAUAUAUUCGUACAAAUCGUACAAUUGAAUUUCGACAACAUAUUGUAUAAUAUAAUAAGGAUAUAAUUACUUGUUUUGUUGUUUUAAAACAUACAUCAUUUACGUAAUAAUAAUAUUUAAUCCCACAAAAACGGAUUUAUACCAAUUAACAAGUCUUUGCCUUCUACGCUAUCUGCGUCACGAACAUUUCUAAGACAAAAGAUACCAUACAUUUUUUAUUAAAUAUAUUUGAUAAUUCAACCAGCGCUUUGGGGAUGAUUAAAUAACUUUUGUUCAUUGGCAACAUAGCCAGGCCAUGGCAGUCCUGCGAUCUUUUGUUUUUUAUCAUUAAUAAAAUAUACUGUAUACUGUAUAUCUGUAUACAUUGUUCAAUGUAGAUACAUCUGAACAUAUUAAUAAUAUUGUUACAUAAAUAAUUGUUAUUUUGACAUCUUGUUGAAUAGUAAAAUAGCUAGGUAGGUAUGUAAAAUGUUUGUAAAUUCGUAUUUUUACGAUCAGAAUAGGUAUGAAUUUGAGCAUUUAACAUCUAAUAGUUAACAAAAUUGUACAAAACACUAUGCACUUCAUAAUCAAAGUAUAAUAAUUAAAUUUUAAUUAAUUUUAUUUAUUUACUUCAAGUUCUGAGUAACUUCAGAAAGAGUAACGUCGUAACAAUUAAUCAAUAAAUACGUAUAAUAUAAUACUAAUUCAUAAUUUUUUUUGAGGGGAUGGCCUGGGGGGUUUAACACCUCCCCCCCCGUUAGUACGUCACUGUUUACGUGUAAGUCUGGGAUUAGGUCUUCCGGAAACGACCAGGAUAUUAUGCUGUACAUCUAUUUUUAGACAAUUAUAAAAUAUAAGCAAGAUUUAUUGAUGUGACAUUUAGUGGUUAGGUAGUAGGGAGCAGCCAUCAUUACCUAUAUUUAUAAGGCUGUCGUUUUUUAUUAUUUUUUUUACAUGAUAUUGUAUCAUUUUAUAUAUUUUAUUUUUGUCUAUCUUUGGUGUACCUACUCGUAUUUUCCUGUGCUCCUGGCGUUUUAUUACUCAUAAUUUUUUUUGUGUCUAGAAUCGGUUUUUAUGGUGAUAUUGAUUUAGCACCUCUUCGCCGACGUCGCGAUCUCCGUGAAAAUCAAGACUAG
This is a messenger RNA of Cinara cedri, 6477 nucleotides long. Lineage: Eukaryota; Metazoa; Arthropoda; Insecta; Hemiptera; Aphididae. The record is from the annotation of a GenBank genome assembly.